CCGGAGAGCAGAGGGAGCCAAUCCGAGCAGAGCAGCCGCCCUGAAGCAGCACCGAGCACACCAUGGCAAACGCUUACCUUCAAGGAGUCGAGAUCUCUGCCUCUCAGUUCCUGGAUAUCUUUCAUCACUAUGACAACGACGGUAAUGGAUAUAUCGAGGGAAAGGAGUUGCAGAACUUUAUUAAGGAACUUCAGCAAGCUCGGAAACAGGCAGGACUGGAACUAACAGACCAAAUGAGGGCUUUUGUGGAAGAAUAUGAGAAAAAUGCCGAUGGAAAGAUAGAUAUUAUUGAGUUGGUACAAAUACUACCCACAGAGGAAAACUUCUUGCUGUUUUUCCGUCAACAACUAAAGUCCUGUACAGAAUUUAUGGAAGCCUGGAGAAAUUACGAUGCUGAUCACAGUGGCUACAUUGAAGCUGAUGAGCUUAAGAAUUUUUUGAGAGACCUGCUCCAAAGGGCAAAGAAACCUUACGACGAGAAGAAGUUAGAGGAAUACACAUUAACCACGCUGAAAAUUUUUGAUUCAAAUAAUGAUGGGAAAUUAUGUCUGUCAGAAAUGGCGAGGCUACUACCAGACCAAGAGAACUUUCUACUGAAAUUCCAGGGUGUAAAAAUGGCCAGAAAAGAGUUCAACAAGAUCUUUGAGUUAUACGAUAAGGACCGGAAUGGCUACAUGGAUGAGAACGAGCUCGACGCCCUGCUCAAAGGCCUGUGUGAGAAAAACAAAAAGGUUCUAGAAGUCAGCAAGAUCCCCAUAUAUAAGAAGGCCAUCAUGGCUCUGUCUGACGGCGGGAAACUCUACAGAACGGAGUUGGCGCUGGUGUUGUGUGAAGACAUGUGAGACUCGCUCGUCCGUUGACUUCUUAUAACCCUCCACCAUCCUCUUCAUGCACAUACCACCGCCAGCAAAGCUCUCUGCUCACUCGUCCCAUGUGUGAAGAUAGCUAGACACUGGGUGUAUUUCUGUUCUUUCCUUUGGGGAACUUGUAAUCCACAGGCUGAUCGUACGUAGGUACAUAGACCAGAGACCAGUGGCUCAUAACUUUUCAAUCUGUUGUUUCUAUACAGUUUCUAAAUGUACAGAUUUUGUAAAGAUGAGACUGACACAACACUUAAAAAGGACCUGUAUACUGCAUUCAUUGAACACGACACCAUCUCCAGCAGAGAUGAGACAUACCCCCAGAGUACUGGAAAACCAUCAGUAUUAACUGUAUUCAAAUCGUGUUCCCGACACAGAAUCGCAAUGAAGAAUCGAUCUACCUUAUAAUAUUGUAGCCAAAGCAAUAAAGUGUUAGAGGAAUGUGGAUGGUAUUCAUGUGACGUCAGAUGAAACUGUGAAAUAGGAAAGUACUUGUAUGUGAUUUCCAGUAGGCUAAAUUUAUGUUCGCAGUGCAUGUUUGCAACUGAAGGCACACCUUGCAGUGAGGCAUUAAUGACUCUAUAAGCACAUACCAUAUCUAUAUGAACUGCAUUGCCCCAGGCCACUCUCUAAUCUCCUAUCAACAUGUUUGCACUGUAAAGAAUGACAUGCUCCACUAUGCCGACUACCAGAGACACUGUGUAACAGGAUACUACACUUAAUAAAGCACUACCUGAACUCUGAA
Molecule: messenger RNA, 1605 nt
Organism: Pygocentrus nattereri (red-bellied piranha)
Lineage: Eukaryota; Metazoa; Chordata; Actinopteri; Characiformes; Serrasalmidae
Gene: calb1
Product: calbindin 1
Exons: 11
Coding region: 63-842 (259 amino acids)
Biological process (GO): regulation of presynaptic cytosolic calcium ion concentration; regulation of long-term synaptic potentiation
Cellular component (GO): cytosol; dendritic spine; nucleus
Molecular function (GO): calcium ion binding
Source: RefSeq, a predicted model, not a curated record